Hirundo rustica (Barn swallow) is the source of this 8929-nucleotide messenger RNA. It is a transcript of the gene ATF7IP, whose product is annotated as activating transcription factor 7 interacting protein. Gene Ontology annotation, molecular function: protein binding; transcription coregulator activity; DNA binding. Gene Ontology annotation, biological process: DNA integration; DNA recombination; regulation of DNA-templated transcription. The transcript has 11 exons. NCBI's taxonomy places the organism in Eukaryota, Metazoa, Chordata, Aves, Passeriformes, Hirundinidae. Gene Ontology annotation, cellular component: transcription regulator complex; nucleus. The coding region runs from base 396 to 4184 and encodes 1262 amino acids. The record is from RefSeq and is a predicted model, not a curated record.
GGCAGCACAGAAGGCGGUACAAAGAGUACAACUGGAGGCACUUGCAGUUGCAACAGUUUCCUUAGAGGCUGUGGCAUGCUCAGUGAGCUGCAGGGACGCUAACACAUUCAGCUACUAUUUGGAGAUGUAGGAAUUCCAGCAAUCUUUUAACGAACAGAUGUAGGCUACUAGGUGAGAGGUACAACAGCAUAGCUCAAGCUGGCUAAAAAGCAGUACUCAUGCUGCUAUGUAAUCAAAACAAGAUCUUAGUAUCAAGAUGGCCGACCUGGAAGUCUGCUUGUAGCUCAUUCUGCUUAUGCAAAUGAGCUGCACGUCAGUGGCUUACUCACAGGAGGAAGCUCAUUUUGCACGUGCCAUCCUCUCACCAGUUCUUUCUGAAUUUUUUAAGGGUUAAGAUGGAGAGCACAGAGGAACCUCAGAAAAAAGUCUUCAAAGCACGGAAAACAAUGAGAGUAAGUGAUCGACAACAACUUGAAGCUGUCUAUAAGGUUAAAGAGGAGCUGUUGAAGACAACUGAAGUGAAACUGUUAAAUGGUAAACAUGAGAAUGGAGAUUCUGAUAUAAAUUCCCUUUUGAGCAAUACAGACUGUACAGAAGACAAGAAAGAAAUUAAUGGCAUUGUUGACUUGUGUGUUAACUCUGAAGAAGGAAGACCAGCUUGUGAUGAAAUUAGUGAGACCAAAAGCUCUGAAAGUAGGGCAGAAAACAUAGUCAAUGACAUAGAAUCCAAAUCGCCAAUGCUGAAUGUUACUGAGAAUCUUACUCCCGAGCAAGCUAAAGAUACUGACAUUGCAGUAAAAUGUGAGGCUGAAAAUGGAGUUGGUAGUAGUAAAGGUAACUUCCAUGAAGAAAAUAAUAGAAAUAGUCAUUUGGACCAAAGGAAGAAUGAUAUCCCAUUGGAAGGUGAAAGUAAAUCAGUCUGUGAUAUUAGUGACUCUUCUGAAGAGAAGGGAGAAACAAGUGAUUUACCUGUUAAUUCCAGUUCAUCUGGUGAGGGAGAGAGGAUUGAAGAAGUAACUGUUGAGGAGGUUGUUGGAGAAGCAGCCAUCUCUAGCAGUAUGGAAGCUGACCAGGAAAAACAAGAAGGCAGUGCAGGACUUUCAGAAACCACUGUUUCAAAGACAAUAGAUGAGCCAAGUGAAAGUAUCUUGGACAAUACUGACUGUAUGGAAACAGAUGACAUUAUUCCAAUUUUGGAAAAACUAGCCCCUGCUGAAGAUGAUCUGGGCUGUUUUUCUAAAAGUUCUCUGCUUCCAGUGGAUGACACAGUCCCAGAUUUAGAAGAGAAAAUAGACAAUGGUUUGGGUUCACCAUCCAAGCAGGAAAUCAAUGAAAGUCUGCCAAAAGAGGCAUUCUUAGUACUGUCUGAUGAAGAGGAUCCUUGUGAUGAGAAGGAGGAACGUGUUGAAGUGAUACUACCAAACAAGUCAGUUGUUCCAGAAGAGGAGGAGAGAAAAAAGGAGUGUGAAGAUAAAGAAGAAGAGAACCACAAAGAAGAAGAGAACCAAAUAGAGAAAAGUGAAACAUCAAAGAGAAAGCGUUCCAAAUCUGAGGAUAUGGACAGUGUUCAUUCUAAACAUCGUCGGUACAUGGGAGAAGAUUAUGAAGCAGAACUCCAAGUACAAAUUACAACCAGAAAGGAUGUUGACCUAAAAUUACAAAAGAUUAUCCAGAGACUGUUAGAAGAAAAACUUAACGCUUUACAGUGUGCGGUAUUUGACAAGACUCUGGCAGACUUGAAAACCCGAAUGGAGAAAGUAGAUUGCAACAAGAAGCAUAAAACUGUGCUUACUGAAAUGCAGGCUAAAAUUGCAAGAUUGGCAAAGAGGGUUGGAGCAGCCAAGGAGGACUUGAAGAAGAGACAGGAGAAUGUGGCAAAUGCACCUGUGUCUCCAGGGAAAGCAGCAUCUGACACUGCAAAUGUAAACAAUGCCACUUAUCGAAAUGCUGGCACAGUGAGGCAAAUGUUGGAGUCAAAGAGGAGUGUAGGAGAGAGCACACCAGCAACUUUUCAAGCCCCUGUGAAUCCAGUGCCUGCUUCCAGUCUUGCUACUCCUCCAGCAGUUGUCAGUGGACAUCCUAAGCUUCAGACUCCAGUGUCCUCCACCAGCUCUUUGACGACAGCAGUGCUUCCCACAGCUAACACGGCUACAGUUGUAGGCACUAACCAAGUGCCCACUGGCAGCACUCAGUCAGUGUCUGUCUCAUUGCAGUCUUUGCCUGUAAUCCUGCAUGUACCUGUGGCAGUGUCAUCCCAGACUCAGCUUCUGCAAAGCCACCCAGGGACUUUGGUCUCUAACCAGCAGUCAGGCAACGUUGAAUUUAUAUCUGUACAAAACUCGUCUACAGUUGGUAGUCUUACAAAAACUACAGUGUCUUUGGCAUCAACUAACACAACUAAACCAAAUAACAUCCCACAUGUACCCAGUCCUGGUAUUCAGCGGAGCUCUACGGCUGGUGCUGGGUCAAUAGGCACAACGUUGGCGGUACAGGCUGUUCCUACUACACAUCCUGUUCCUCAGACCACAAGGACUUCUUUGCCCACAGUGGGUACUCCAGGACUUUAUAAUGCAACCACCAGUCGAGCACCCCUACAGAUGAAGAUUCCUCUCUCUGCUUUUAGUAAUACAGCUCCUACUGAUCCACCCACCAUUGCAGCACCCAAGAUAGAAAACCAGACAAGCAGGCCACCAACAGAUACUUCGGCAAACAAGCGACCUGCUGAGGGAACAUCACAGCAGUUGAAACAGGAAGAGACUUCAUCAGAAAAUAAAGAAGCAAUAGAAGGAGCACAGAUGAAUUUUAACUUCCCUGAGGAUGUCCUCUUUGGCUUGGAGGAAGAGGAAGAGGAUGCUAAGAGCAUCAAAAACACCUACAAGCAGACUGGCUGGGCAGCUAACCUAUUAAAACAGUGGCUGGCCAAAAAUGGCAAGGAUCCUAGCUUUGAAUUGGUCCCAGUAAGUGAACUCAAUGAUAUUUUAAGAGAGUUUUAUUACACAAUAAGAAAUCAUGAUGGAAAUACCUACAGUGUGGCAAGCUACAAGUCAAUGCGUGCUGGCUUAAACCGGCAUCUCAAAAUGCCACCUUAUAAUCGUCAGAUUUGCUUAAUGAAGGACAAAGAGUUUGCCAGUGCAAACAUGGUGUUUGUGAGUGUGCUGAAGAUGCUGCGCAUGCAGGGAAAGGAUGAGACUCACCAUCAUCCCCCUAUAGCUGCUGAGGACUUGCAUAAGAUUAAACAAUCUGGUGUGCUGGGUUUGCACAGUCCCCUGGCACUCGUCAACAAGGUGUGGUUUGAUUUGCAGUUGCAUUUUGCCAAGCGAGGGAGGGAAAUUCUAAGAGAUCUGGCUCCAGAUGCAUUUGUUGUUGAGAAGGACAAGAACGGGCGUCGAUACGCUAUGUUUAGAUAUCCUGGCAAAGGCAAAAAUGGAGAAGAUCCUCAUAAAAUGGGUAAAAUGUAUGAUAUGCCUGGGGACCCAAACUGUCCUGUUUUUUCCUUGGAACUUUAUUUGUCCAAGUUGCCUCCAGAGCCCCCUGCCUUUUACCUGCACCCUCUAAAGCUAACGUCAGAGCAAAUGCAAGAACAGCCUGUCUGGUACAAAAGGGAACCAAUGGGUGUGAACUACCUGGGUACCAUGAUGCCCAGGAUAAGUGUGGCAGCCAAGCUCUCUCAGCGGUACACCAAUCAUUCUCUCCGAACUACCACCAUCCAGCUACUCUGUGAAGCAGGACUGGGGCCUAGGGAAAUAAUGGCAGUGACAGGCCAUCGCUCUGAGUCUGCUGUUAGGCACUACUGGGGAUCUACAGAGGUUUGCUACAGGGCUUGGUCAGAUAUAAUGGAAAAUAAUGCCCCCAAUUAUCGGUAUACCAAGAUCCCAAAUGAAGUGAUAAAAGAAUCAGUACCUGGUGCAUCCACCUCUUCUGUAAAAUGUAUUUUUCUAGAACAAAACAAAAUUUUAUUCCCAACAAAAUCUGUGGUGCCACCUGGCACUAACUCUGUGGCUUUAGUCCCUGAGGGACACCCAGCUGUGAAUUGCAAAAGCCCGGUCCUGUUGAAUCGCAGCUCCUCCAAGGUGUUUCUCCCCAGGGACACCACCAGUGGGAGCCAAACUGCCAGUUCCCUUCAAGGCUGUUGUAGCAAACCUGACUUUAUAAAGCGUGUGGUAAAACAAGAACCAAUGACUUGAUGCUUUUGUAAUAGAACUGAUUUCAGACGAAUUGCUAAAAUGGAAAAAUUAUCAGAUUUGGUUUUUUUACUUGGUCUAUUAAGGAAAUUUCUUAUGGUCUGGUUUAGCAAGGAGUAUCUUGUUCACACUCAAGAUGUGAGCAUGGAGCAGAAAUUUAAACGGAGCAGGGCUUGAAGUUUAUAUGACUUCUUGUGGCAGCUGGGACUCUUCCAAGUGGCUGAGUAGAGCAAUUUAAAAAACAUUAAAUUGAGAUAUUGAUUUCCACUUAGCUGAAGAUAUGUUCUCUUCACUAAGAGUGUGGCUUUUAUAUUUUGUGAAGAGUGCUGUUUAUCAUACCAUUUUGUGCCUACUGGCACAAAUGUAGCAUCUUACACAUCAAAUACUUGAUUACUGAAGAGCACCAAGAAAAUAGGAGCUGAAUGAAAUAGACACAGAUGCACUACAAAUAUAUACAUACACAUGUAAACACCUGGAAUUCCUUAACCACUGUCACCCUCUGUUCAAAUUGAUAUCAGACCUACCAGAGGACUGUGCCGUUAUUUUCUUAAUUUUUAAGCCUUCUUCUAAAUUGAUUUUUCUCUGUGAGCUGAGGAUUUGCAUUGCAGGUCUUUCCUUUUCCUAUUUAAUAAUUCUGGCUUAAGAUUCCAGUCAUUCUGUUCUCUGGGGGCACUAUUGAUACGUGUAGUAUUAAAAUUGGGAUCUCUUCAGUUGUGUCUGAAAUGGGGAAAACAUUCUCAAAAGAGCUGAAAGCAAUUUCUUGCUUAAGUGGGAGGCAAUUAGUGUUUGUUUUGUCUCUGUGCCUAACUUGUGAGAGGGUUUUUUUUGUAUUUUCUAUCACCAACCCCCUUCAUUACAUGUCACAUUAUCUUUGCACUCUAGUCUUUGUCAGUAUAUAUAAUUUGCAAGAAGUACAUCUUGUUCUUCCCCACUGAACCCUGUCCAAAUAUUAUUUUUGGUUUUAACUUCUUAAGAUUAGUAAACUGGUCCUGUCAUCUUUUCCAUAGAUUGUUACGAGUUAGAAAUUCUCAGCAUAGUGGAUGUGAAUAAUUUUCAUCAUGGAUUCUGACAAAAGAUGUUCCUGUAAAUAAAAAUAGAAAACUGGUAAUAGAAUCACAGAUUACGGUUGGUCCACUUUGGAAGAAGAAACAGUGUAGCAUUUAGAACUGUUUUCCAUUAUAUUAACAGUGUAAUGGAAAUUGCUUUGUCCUUUUCAAAUGUGUAUACACACAUGCACUUCACACUCACAGUUCAGCACAGUAAGGACUUCACUUGAAGUAUUGAUGCUGCUGAACAAUGGACAAAAUAGAGAAAAAUUCCAGCUGAAAUGACAAAUUGACCAUGGAGAACUUCCUUGCUGGCAUAGGCUUUCAAAUUUUGAAUGAGACUUAAUCACUCUGUUAUAGUGUAUAAUUGAUACAGACACUGUUAUAGUCUGUACAGAGGACUUGAUGCCUGAAUUUUGAAGUUUUUAUCUUGGCUGAUAAUAUUUACCUUUGUGGCCUUGUAUAGAUUAUUCAUACUUACUGCAUCAAUUUUCCAAAGUGUAAGACCAACACAGUGCUCCAUUUUCUAAGGGAUCAUGAUGAAGGCUAAAAGGUUUUAAAAGUUCUUCAGUGAUCUUAAACUCAUCUAUGAUUGAGAUAGUUGAUCAGAUGUAAUUGUUAAUAUAGAAAUUACAGUCCUACUUCCUUAGUAGGAGCAUUAAUUCAUGACAUCAGUGACUAGAGGAAAUAAGGCAUGGAUCAUUUUGUCAAGCCUAAAUCAAUUAGAGAUAGUAGAGAAAAGUGAUCCUUUCUAAUGACAAGAAGGAAAAAUAAAAAAUAAAGGGCAAACGGUUCUCAAAAUACAGGACUGUGCAGUAACUUAUUCUAGGAUAUUUUACGGUAACAUACAUUUCCAAAUUUUAGGGAUUUAUAGAACUCAUAAUCCAGCAAAACUGGCAAAAUUUAUUUCUAAAUUUAUUCUAAACUUUCACCAGAAUGGGGUAUGUAUUACUGUCCCCUGCCCGCCAAAUGUUCGUGCCUUUGUCUCAGGUAGUUGCUUCUUCCAGUAUAUUGGCAUUGACAUUUAUCCUCCAGAAACAAGAGAAGUGUGUUACCAGGAGAUGAUCUUGUGUUCCCUCUUGCUGCAUACUGUGGUCAUACUGAGCACAUGCCCUGCUCUGCAUCUACCUGCAUCUUGCCUGACUUAGUGCAACAGCAAGUUGCUGAUGGCUUCAUACUUAACGCAAAUCUAGUUGGUGAUUAAAACAGAAAAAGGGACUCUUUUGGCCAAUAUUGACUUGUCUCUCAUUCUUUUUGAUUAUCAUUUGGCUCCUAACUUGACUUCCGUUCUGUUGGUUUAUGAUUGGGUAUUUUUCGAUUCCCGUUUGUUAAAUUCUCAUUUUGUUGGCAGCAACUGUACAGUGUCCUCUUACUACCUUCAGUUUGAACCUGAUACUUCAAAGCUACUGACUGCAAUAUUACUAUCUUCAGGGGUUUUGUGUGGGAGAAUUUUUUUUUUUUUUUUUUUUUAAUUAGAAAGUAUUCCUCGUUUGGGCUGUAAGUAUUAUUGCUUCACAAGACCUGGGAUUAUUAUUUACUAAGCUUUCUGGUAAAUUUUGAAUUAUUUCUGAUUAGUAGAACAUCUUUAUAACCUUUCAGAACUGAGAAAAUCUUUCUCCUAUUUCCCCUCCCACCUGAAGUGUUAAAUGAAUAUUUCCUACAUGUAUUUUAUUUCUAUAAAAACUGAAGUAAACCAAAUGCAUAUUUUAUGGCUUUUGUAAAGUCAGUUUUGGCUGAGUACAGUGAUACGGGGAGGAGGGAGUCAAAUUUCAAGUCAGUGCUGUUCGUGGCAGUACAUGUACACAUGGUUGUGCUGUGUGAACAUAAUGAAUUCUAUUAAAAUGGACAUGAAUUGGACUCAGUUCCAGUAUCAGCAGAGAACCUCAAACAGCAGGAUAACAGUGUUUGGGGGGGGGGGGUUUCCCAUUAUUUUUCUGCUAGAAGUGAACCUGUUAGGUGAACUAGCAGUUUAAGUAUAGAUUGUUUUUCUAAAUUAGAUUUAUACGUAGGCUGCAAAUUUAAUGCAAAAUCGCCAGUCAUCAAUUAAAAUUCACUUUAAAAAUCCAAAUAUAAUAAAUAUUAUUUGAAAGAAAAUUAUCUUUUAUGAUGCUUGGUUUUUUCUAAUUAGAUCUUCUCCUAAAAUAAGACUGUUUCAUUCAGUUGCAAAAAAAUCCCUAAAAAGCAAAACCAACAAAACAACCCCCCCACCAGAAACCACUAAAACAAAAAAACAAAACCCCACAAAAACAAGCACUUAGUCUAAGUCAACUAAAUUAAUACUGACUGUUAUACUAUUAAAUUCCAUUUUCUUUGAUGGAGAUGACCCUGAAAACAGUGGCUAAUGACUGGUUCCUUACAUAAUGCUUCCAUAAUUUAGUUUUGCAUCUCAUUUUCAUAAUUCAGCUUUGGUACUAGUGUUGUGAAUAUAGAAUAUAUUUUCCCUGUGUUUUCCUGUUAAGUUUGGAAAUCUCAGCUGUUACUUUAAGGGCCACUCUUAAUUACUUUUUGUUUUUAUGAAUCUGGCAUGGUAUCUUAAAGCAUGUUAAAUUUUCUUUGCUUACAUACACCUUCUCUGUACCAUGUGGAGAGCUUCACUGUGCUCAAUGUCAAAUACCUGAAGGCAUUGGAAGGAUACUUUGGAACUGAAUUUGUACUUGGGUUUGUUGUGGUUUUAGUCUAGUACCUCCGGUUAUCUUGAACUGAACAGCAUUUCAGUAGCUACUGUUUAGGUCAGUAUAGUAAAGUUUUCAGUAUGCAGCUUGGGCGUAUGAUUUUGCUGUAUGGCUGUUUCUUCUUUUCAGCCUUUCUCUCUGUUUCUUGCUCCAGAAGGAGUGGCUGCAGGGAUGUGCAAGGGGACAGCUUACUACUUGUGUUAGUCUUUCAUCUUCACCUUUUUUCUGUGUACACAGAAAUUUAAGGGCUCUUACUCAGUCCCAGUCAUUUUACCAGUGGCCGUUCCAGUGCCUUGGGUCCUUGAGUUGCGUUUCUGAAGAAGACAUGACAAGCAUUUCUUCUGUAUCGGGGCAAAUGUUAUUGUUGCAGAGUCAAAGGCAUUUUUAAUUAUAUAGCAAAUCUUUAGAAUGGUUUUAAAGUAUUUUAGUACAAAUCCCAGUUAUAGAUACAGGAUUUAUAUAUAUAAUAUAUUAAUAUAGCUAUGGUAUACUAAGAGAAUCUAUUAAAGCAGUUUUGUUACACUUUAACAUAAACAGUGAACAAAUUUUAACAGGGUAUGAUGUGUUGAAAAUGUCUAGCAUAAGUCAAUCUUCUAGAAUGUUUACAUUAUAUUUAUUAAAAAGCCAGGUCAAGAGAAUAGUCUUUUUUUUCGUGUUUCCUGCUUCAUGUGCACCUUGUCCUCUUAAGGAGUAGAUCUAGUCUUCAGUCUAAAUUUCAUCUGUGCAUUUCACUUUGCAGCUACUAUUAGUUUAUUAAAUAAAAGUCUACCACUGUCUUACUCAUUUCCUAUUGUUUCUGACAUAUCUUCAUUUCUUUGGUUGAGCUACAGUUCAAUUUAAGCUAUUUUACUGACUGUUGGAAAUUACUGUGGUAAAGCAUUAAUAAAGUACAUUUAUAACUCCUAUCUCUUUACUCUGCAAUGUGUAAAAACUUUGAGUGUCUGUUGGGAAAUAAUGUGAGCAUAGUGGAUAUGUCAGCUUACUAUUUAUAAGCGGCUAUUAAUUCUGUGUUGUUGAAGCAUUAUUGAUU